This is a messenger RNA of Drosophila obscura, 1836 nucleotides long. RefSeq names its product G protein alpha i subunit (gene Galphai). Lineage: Eukaryota; Metazoa; Arthropoda; Insecta; Diptera; Drosophilidae. Bases 356 to 1423 code for a protein of 355 amino acids. Gene Ontology annotation, biological process: adenylate cyclase-modulating G protein-coupled receptor signaling pathway. Gene Ontology annotation, cellular component: heterotrimeric G-protein complex. The record is from RefSeq and is a predicted model, not a curated record. The transcript is spliced from 5 exons. Gene Ontology annotation, molecular function: G-protein beta/gamma-subunit complex binding; GTP binding; G protein-coupled receptor binding.
GAUUUGACACCACUAGUGAUCAAGCAAACCAAACGAGCGGACAAGCUAAAUUUUAAUAUUUAGAAAUCAACGGCAUUGCCGCCCUAGAAUUAAAUUAACAGCGGUACAAAGUGAUCAGAGCCGCGACCUGCAUUUGAAAUUGAUAUUGAAAGAGCCACUUAAUCUGUGACGCUUUUGUGCAAGUGUGUGUGUCUGUGAGAGAAGGAAACAAAAAAAGUGUACAGCCGACGCGCAGACGCAUCUGAGAGGCGCCCAAUUAAAAGUGCCAAAAACGCGAGUGAAAACUACGAAAAAAUUACAGUGAAAUUGUUGCCAACCUCUGGAUUAAAGGCCACAGUGCGAUAAAAGCAAGAAAAUGGGUUGUGCCGUGAGUACAGCACGAGAUAAAGAAGCCAUCGAACGUUCGAAGAACAUCGAUCGGGCGCUACGAGCGGAGGGCGAACGUGCUGCCUCGGAGGUGAAACUGCUGCUUUUGGGAGCUGGAGAGUCGGGCAAGUCCACGAUAGUGAAGCAAAUGAAGAUCAUACACGAGACGGGCUACUCGCAGGAGGAGUGCGAGGAAUAUCGCCGCGUAGUAUUCAGCAACACCGUACAGAGCCUGAUGGUCAUCAUACGCGCCAUGGGCAGGCUAAAGAUUGAGUUUGCCGAUCAGGGCAAGACGGACAUUGCCCGCCAGUUCUUCACACACGCCUCGGCCGCCGAUGAGGGCAUUCUUCUGCCGGAGAUUGUGCUGCUGAUGAAGAAACUCUGGUCGGAUGGCGGGGUGCAGCAAUCAUUUGCUCGCUCUCGGGAAUACCAGCUCAACGACUCGGCGGGCUAUUAUCUGAACUCCCUGGACCGCAUCGCGCAGCCCAACUACAUUCCCACACAGCAGGAUGUGCUGCGCACGCGUGUAAAGACCACAGGCAUCAUUGAGACGCAUUUCUCCUGCAAGCAGCUGCAUUUCAAACUCUUCGAUGUGGGCGGCCAGCGAUCGGAGCGCAAGAAGUGGAUUCAUUGCUUUGAGGGCGUCACGGCCAUUAUCUUUUGUGUGGCGCUAUCUGGCUACGAUCUGGUGCUGGCCGAGGAUGAGGAAAUGAAUCGCAUGAUCGAGUCCCUGAAGCUGUUUGAUUCCAUCUGCAACUCCAAGUGGUUUGUGGAAACCUCCAUUAUACUGUUCCUCAACAAAAAGGAUCUGUUUGAGGAAAAGAUAAAGCGAUCUCCCUUGACGAUAUGCUUCCCGGAGUAUUCAGGUACCAACACCUUCGAGGAGGCGGCCAACUAUAUACGCAUGAAGUUUGAAAAUCUCAACAAGCGAAAAGACCAAAAGGAGAUAUACACGCAUCUCACCUGCGCCACAGACACCAACAAUGUGAAGUUUGUCUUUGAUGCCGUCACCGAUGUGAUCAUCAAGAACAAUCUAAAACAAAUUGGCUUAUUCUAAGGGGAGGAGGAUGACGAUGAGGAUGGAUUCACCAUUAUUUAGCUUGCGUCGUAGUAGUAUUAAAGGAAAACGCGCAAAAACAUUUCCAUUACAUGUUAAGAACUAAAUAUAUACUUUAUAUAUAUAUAUGCUCUAUAUAUACGUAAAUGUAUACUCUACGCUUUACACAUGCUUACACAUAAUUUUAAUAACCGAUUUGGUUGCCAGUAGUCGCGCGGAACAAGUAACAAACUGCAAUUUAGCUAACAGUUUUUCGAUAUAAAUUGCACGCAUAAGUUAACUAAUUUAAAAUGUAAUUUAACAAGUGUAAAGUACGGGCGAUCGAUCGCCAUAAAGAAAGUCUGCCGAUCAGUCCCUAAAAUCGAUCGGUUUGCUUUGCGGCUUAAGCUAGGAUUUAUGCCUUCCAACAAUGG